Molecule: messenger RNA, 1390 nt
Organism: Camelina sativa (false flax)
Lineage: Eukaryota; Viridiplantae; Streptophyta; Magnoliopsida; Brassicales; Brassicaceae
Product: B-box zinc finger protein 18
Biological process (GO): regulation of DNA-templated transcription; photomorphogenesis
Cellular component (GO): nucleus
Molecular function (GO): zinc ion binding
Source: RefSeq, a predicted model, not a curated record
CAAAUAAACGGGAGAGAGAGCGAGCAUACUAGUAUUGCAUAUAUAUAUAUAAAUCUCUACUCGCAGUAUUCUGCAAAAAUUUUUUAUCAUAUUUCUCUGCUCCUUGUCUAUCUCUCUCUAUCUCGCAGGCUCCGUCUUCUCUCUGAGAUAGUUUUUGAGUCAAAAAUAUCUCAAUCAUCUUCUUUACUUCGAUAUUUCCUAAACCCUUCAUCUCUCUAUCUCUCCCCCCCUCCCCCCCCUUCAAUAGCAAGGGGAAUUUGGGUUUGGUGAGAAAGAUGCGAACUUUGAAACUGAUCGUUUGAGAAGAAAAACAUGCGAAUUCUGUGUGAUGCUUGUGAGAGCGCCGCCGCAAUUGUCUUUUGCGCCGCCGACGAAGCUGCUCUCUGUUGUUCCUGCGACGAAAAAGUUCAUAAGUGCAACAAGCUUGCUAGUCGACAUGUACGUGUAGGCUUAGCUGAUCCAAGCAAUGCCCCACGCUGUGACAUAUGCGAAAAUGCACCUGCAUUCUUUUACUGUGAGAUAGAUGGUAGUUCCCUUUGUCUACAAUGUGACAUGGUUGUACAUGUUGGUGGGAAGAGAACACACAGGCGUUUUCUAUUGCUGAGACAGAGGAUUGAGUUCCCAGGCGAUAAGCCUAAUCAUGCCGACCAAUUGGGAUUACGUUGUCAAAAGGGUUCUUCUGGUCGCGAUCAAGAAUCAAAUGGAAAUGGUGAUCAUGAUCACAAUAUGAUUGAUCUCAACUCCAACCCUCAAAGAGUACACGAGCCUGGAUCGAAUCACCAAGAGGGUAUUGAUGUAGAUAACGCAAACAAUCAUGAGCCUGAACAGUGAUCAUAGAUACACAAGAUCAAGUAAGAAACCUAUGCAAGAACACUAUCUUUAUAGACAAAUCUCUCUUUUGGUUUUGAAGAAAUCAGCUUAAAUGGCUUAGUGUAAACCAAUAAGAUGUUUUCUGGAUUUCUUCUCUUUUGCGAAAUGGUCAAUUAGAUAGUAGCAAAGCUUGGAAGAGAUUCUUGUGUAACGACGAAUCUUCAGAGUUAAAUCUCAAAUAAAAACUAUGAAAAAGCCAUUAAAGAAGAUGACUUCUUGGCUCAGUUUAAGUGAUCACCGUGAGCCAUUGCUAUUAUCAUCUUCUUCUCUCUCUCUCUCUCUCUCUCUGCCUAUUUUUGUUAACUCUGAGCUCACUCUGUUUUUGGAUUUUUUUUCUUAUAAAAAGAUGAGAUGAGAGUCACUCAUGACCUUGAAAUGCAAUCUCUCAUUAUUCAAGUUUCAAUAUUGUGUUUUGAUGUUUCUUGCUCCAUUUUUCUUGGAUACAAACAUAGGAUUCAUCAUUAACAUAAUGCUUGGUCUUUUGUAAUGUCAUUUUCUUGUAGUAGAUGAUGUGAUUUUU